Suillus discolor is the source of this 474-nucleotide messenger RNA. RefSeq lists its product as uncharacterized. NCBI's taxonomy places the organism in Eukaryota, Fungi, Basidiomycota, Agaricomycetes, Boletales, Suillaceae. Bases 1 to 474 code for a protein of 157 amino acids. Gene Ontology annotation, cellular component: catalytic step 2 spliceosome; U5 snRNP. The transcript is spliced from 5 exons. The record is from RefSeq and is a predicted model, not a curated record. Gene Ontology annotation, biological process: spliceosomal tri-snRNP complex assembly; mRNA splicing, via spliceosome. Gene Ontology annotation, molecular function: U2 snRNA binding; U6 snRNA binding; U1 snRNA binding.
AUGUCACUCAACACUCGAUUGCUUCUAGGACAUGUCUGGAGCAUUGUUAUAUCUGCUUGCAUGAAAAUGGAGAAGUUUGGUGACUUGAUCUUAUGUGUUACGCAACCUCAAAUGGUCCUGUUCAGCUUGUACAACGACUGGCUCAAGUCGGCGUCCAGCUACACUGCCUUCUCUCGUCUUAUCCUCCUUCGUGGCUUGCAGGAAAUUUCCGCCCCCUCCAUACAGUGCCAGCAGAUGGCUGAGCUUGAGAAGGGUAGCAAGGCGCAGGGUCAAGUCACUGCUGUGCAAACUCAGACCACCAACGUUCACAGUGAUACAAUUCGGACCAUCAUGAUGACCAACUACAAACAGCAGGUGUUCAGCAGCAAAUCCGAUUGGCAUGUCUGUGCGAUCUCUGAGACAAUCCUAAAGGUCAGCUUGCAGGAAGACAAGGGUGUCACGGGUAUGGACGAGCAUAUAUGUAUUUCAUUAUAG